AAGAAGAAGAACAAGAAGACGAAGACGACGACGAAGACGAAGAAGAAAUUGAAAUUUGGGCGGCAUUUCAGCAGUAGCUUCGUGCUUGCGGUUGUCGUGUUUUGUUUUCCUCACUCAAACUAAACAACGAUGUCGGAAAACGCAGUUCCCGUCCGCACUGUGGACGUGAUACUGAACUUUUACCGCCUCGAAGUCCUGACUGGCGAAGAGGCGAAGCACUUGACCAAGAGCGACCUGACUCCGACUCCGAAGCCAGAAGCAAUUCAAACAGUCUACAUGAGAGUGUUGCAUCUGCUCUUUCGUUUCACACCCGAAUGUCACUUCAUGGUUCCGCUUCUGCAAAACAUUCAGCAUCCUGAAUAUCAAGAAGGUGUAACGGGUAUCAUCAGUGUCUACGUUCGCAUGCGGCAGUUUCUGCCAAUGUGUUUCGUGUAUGACUUUGCACUGAAUGACCUUCUAGCACCAAAGAAACAGAGAACACUUUUUAUUUUGAGCGCCAUCAUGAACUAUCUCCAAUUCAGGAAGCUGAGGCUGAAUGUGUUGGCGGAAAAGCAAACCAAAAUUAGGGCAUCUUUGGACAUGCAACAAACUUAUGCGAAAAGAGUCCAAGAAGCAGAGACAAAAAUUGCAAAGCUGAGUAUUAUCCCACCGGAGCAGCAGGCUGAGGCUAGUAAACUGGACGCUGCCCUCUCUGAACUGAACACAAUCAUCAAGAAUGAAUACAAGGAAGUGAAUACAAUCAAUGACAGUAUUACAGAGUGGAAAUCAAAAGUUGCCGAGAAAACACAGAAACUGGCCCAGGCGAAGAUGGAUGUAAACAACACAAAAGAAAACAUAACCAAACUCAAGUCUCAAAUUGUUGAGUCACCAGAAGAGCUGAAGAUCCAAAUGGAGAAGAUGAGGAAAGAUGUCAAGAACAUCAAAAGCGCUAUUGAACAAGCUGAUGAGUUUGUAGUGGAGCUCCAGAACAUGGUCCACAGAGUGACCCACACUGAUCUGGAGAUCCAGCAGAUGUACAGUUUGCUGCAAGAACUGGAAAUCGGCAUGAACGACAGAAAGCAGGAGUAUGAGGAGCGUCUACAGCUCAUGGCUCAGGAUGAGAAAAAGCAGAAGGAGCUUAAGAACCUGUGCAAAGAGGAGGAGCAGCUGAAGCGAAGUCUUGGCAUGAAGCUGGACAAGGAGAUCAAACAAAACAUCCGCAGGCAAAAGGAGAAGGAGGCAAAGGAGCAGCAUAUCAAGAAUGUGUUGGGACAGUGUAAACAAGUACAUCAGAAGCGUGAGGAAAAGGCAGACCAAAUAAAAGAGAUCUCCAGAGAGUCGCAGCAGCUGAAAGUUCAGAUCCAGAGCCUCAAAGAUGUCUCCCGCAAACAGACCGAGGCGGCUCAGGCUAUGUAUGGCACCCUUUCAGCUGCCAUGGACGAGCUGGACGGGAGAAUCGAGAUGCAGAUUUUAAAUCUGAAAGAAGAUGCCAUCAAGAUGUCUGCAAAUUUUCCACUUUAGAGGUGGUUGGGUGUCAAGUUCAAAAGCAUGUGCAGAGUUAAAAGGAAUGUGCAUUGUUAUAAAACUAUUUGAAAGGUGUGUGCUCACAGUGAAACUAAAAAAUGAAAGCUUAAGUUGCGUUCGUGUCGUCUUCCAGACGUGGCGAAUUUGUGCGUGAUUUAGGUUUAGCUUGUAAAACAAUGUUAACCAUUUUCCAUCAAGUAACAAAAGUAUUUGUCUGUGGGUAGAGCAAACAAGUUAUUAGUCUUUAAAAAAAGUGUUCAGAUUCUGUAAUAUUUUAUAAUUGGGGGGGGGGCUGUAAUUGUUUUCAUGACCUUACCUCCACUGUCUGUGUUAGAAGAGCUUGUUUGUAAUUGGUAACUUUGGCCUAUCGCUUUGGCAAAGGUUGAUCUUCAUCUCAUCAGUCAUCUUUGAGGCUCAUCUCGACUGGUAAAAUUUCAGCCUGGCCCUCCUAGUGUUCUCUCAAAUUAGUGAUUUGCGUGUUCUACUGUAGCUUUUGUACAAUAUGUUGAUGAAAUCUUUUGCAAACAGUACAUUGUGAAAUCUUCCCUCCUGCUCUGUGGAGGUUGGAUGAUGUCACCUCCAAAGCAGUCACUUUUCAAGAGGGAGGGGGAAAAAAAAACAUUAACCCAGGGUUGUCAAACUCAUUUUUGUGUCUGGCUGCAUUGUAGUUAUGAUUUCCCUCAGAGGGCCGUUAGAACAGUGAAACCAUAUAAAUGUUUAAUCACCAAAUCAUAUUACCAUUACAGAACAAAUUGAGGGAUAACUACUUUUAAAAUCAGAAGGAUAAUAGUUUAAGUAUUAAGUUACUGUAGAAGAAGGGUUUGGUAACAGAAAAAUGCAAUAUCUCAACAUUAUUAUGACACUUUGGAAUUUGGGUACAGAUUUUAGCAAAACUCGCAAAAGUUGCAUAUUUGCUUUCGCGGGCCACAUGAAAUAUGUGGUGGACUGCAUCUGGCCUUGGGUUAGGGUUAAUAUAUAUUAUAUAUACGCAUUACACGUGCAUACAGACCAACCUUCAGUUCUUGUACAUUAACACUGCAUGUAUGUAUAACCGGGCAAAUCUUAAAUUGUGGUCUUCCAUGGAUUUAAUCGGUUGCACUACCGCCCAUUCUCCACUGGGUGGCGGCACACUGAUUGAACAUCCACAAUUAUGAAAUACACAAGGCAGAAUAAUGCAAUCAUUUUCAUAGUUUAUUUGUGAACGUUGUAAAACAAUGGUCUUGACACGUGUAUAUAUAUAUAUAUAUAUUGUAAUGCGUCUUAACACGUAAAAAUACUUCACAUUUGGAGAGCUUGAAAGUCACCUUAAAACAACUUGCACAAGAUGCCAUUACACGUUUACAACAAAAUACCCCGAGUGGCUUUUUCAUGUUUCUUGUUGAAUCUCAUUUUGUUGGAAUACUUUCCAAAUUGGCAUUGCACUGAUACGGCAUUGAAACUUCUAAAUGGUUUACUUUAAUACUGUUUUUUUUUUUUUUUUACAUUUACUU
Molecule: messenger RNA, 2993 nt
Organism: Phyllopteryx taeniolatus (common seadragon)
Lineage: Eukaryota; Metazoa; Chordata; Actinopteri; Syngnathiformes; Syngnathidae
Gene: nuf2
Product: UF2 component of NDC80 kinetochore complex
Exons: 13
Coding region: 130-1500 (456 amino acids)
Biological process (GO): meiotic chromosome segregation; mitotic spindle organization; attachment of mitotic spindle microtubules to kinetochore
Cellular component (GO): kinetochore; Ndc80 complex
Molecular function (GO): protein-containing complex binding
Source: RefSeq, a predicted model, not a curated record